CCCAGGCAGGAGCCCCGGGAGACGAGACAAACAAGCCACCAGUGCCGCCGCCGCCACCGCUGCCGCCUCCUCGUCGAGCUCCCGUACGGCCCCGCGGGGUCAGGCAGGGCCGGUCAGCUGCCCGGGAGUGCCCGGUGCCCCGCCCCGCCCGGCUCCCCGCCCCUCGUUCCCCCGCGCCGCGGGCGGGCGGGCGGAGGGUUGGCCGGCGGCGGGGGCCAGAGGAAGUGACUGCAGGUGGUUGAGUGGAGGGCGUUUGGGCGCGGAGCUCUGUCCGGCGUCGGGUCCCCCUCCGGUCCUCACCAUGGUGGGCCGGCUCAGCCUGCAGGAUGUCCCCGAACUGCUGGACAUGAAGAAGAAGGGGGACGGGGUACUGGAUAGCCCGGACUCUGGGCUGCCCCCGAGCCCCAGCCCCAGCCACUGGCUGCUGGCCCCGGGCGGCGGCGGAGGCGCCGAGCGGGGGUUGGCCCCAGGACUGCCGGAGCCCGACUCAGCAGCACCCGGCCCUACGGCCUCGAAUUCUGUCUUUCUACCCAAUCCCUUGGGGCCUGGCUGCCCUCCAAGGUUGUGCCCUCUGUCUUUUGGUGAAGGAGUUGAGUUUGACCCCCUGCCUCCAAAGGAAAUAAGGUACACCUCCUCGGUGAAGUACGACUCGGAGAAACAUUUCAUCGACAACGUGUACAUGCCGGUGGGCCUGGUGGUCUCCUCCUGCAGCCAGACCGUGGUCUGCAUCCCAGGCUGCACCUGGCGUAACUACAAAGCCGAGCUCCGCUUCGAACCUCGGAACAAGGCCCUGCGAUUUCUUAGCACCACCAUCAUCUACCCCAAGCACACCAAGACCGUCUACACCACCACCCUGGAUUACAACUGCCGGAAAUCCACAAGGCGGUUCUUGUCCAGUGUGGAACUGGAAGCCUCCGAGUGCCCAGCAAGUGAUUACCUCCUGGAUGAGUGCUGACUGAGACCUCUGCGGGUGAUGUGAUGGAGUCAGUCCUUCUGAGGGUGCCGCUCAGUUUUAUUUUUCUAAGUGAAAAUGGGCAAUGCUUCUAGUGCCCAGGCAUUUUGUUGUUGUUUUUAAACUCUGAAGCAGCCUCCUCUAUCAUUCUAGCUUCAUGUGUCCAGCCUUGGCAAAAUAGAGGGGAAAAAAGGAAAAAAAAACACCUCUGGCAUCUUUGGUUACAAUGGGAAAUUGAGGUGAACUUUUUUCUUUUUAAAGGCAUUUAUUUCUCUUGGCUCCCAGUCACGUAUCCCUGAAAGAAUCAAUCAACCCCCCCCCCCAAAAAAAAGGGAAGACCUGAGUAAAGGGAAAAGUGGAAAAUACCCUUUAGCUACUCCUAGACAGGGAAGGCAGAGCUCGCUCGUGUGUGGUGGAAUGGAAAAAAGUCUUCUGGUGGAAAGAGUGAGCUUCCCACUUUAAGCGACUCCUGUUGGAAGCGAUGGUACUCAUCGCCUACGUUGUCCCACCCAUAUGGGCUUCAUCUGUGUAAACUGAGGUCUGUGAGUCAUUUCUGUUUCACUCAGAAUUCAGGCCUCCUUUCGGUUUGCUGAAGACUCUGCAAUUUCCUUGAUCUUUUUCAAUGGGCGGCUGAAAAAUCCCAGAAGUCUAAGAGGAUGCUUCCACCGUGGCCGUCUUCCGAACGUUACAGAAAGCCGCUUGGAAAUGUCAUUAACCGAUCCGAAGGGACGACCGAAAGUCUUUGGUUAACCAUUCUGCUAGUCAUGAGGAGAGCCUGUUGUGUUCUUCUCCGCGCGGGCCCUGGCGGCAUGCCUUGCAUCUCUGGAAUCCUGCUAACACCACCACAGACUUGUGGAACUCCUCUGAUCUGUACAUUGGGGUUUCCAAAUACUUUCCUAGUCUCCCUAAGGCAGACUAUAGUUUGGCACAUAUUUCAGAGAAAUGUCAUUUUGAAGGCAGCUUUGACAGAAUGCUUUUCAGAUUUCUCCAAAUCGAUGCCCUUUGACUCACAACUGGAAACGCCUGGCAUGGGUCACAUCUGGGUAGUAUUAGAAGGGAGAUGCAUAAUCUCCCCCAGAUAGUGUAAGUGGUAUCCAGAGCAGAACCUGUAAUGCCUAACAGGCAAUCAGUGGCUUAAACUUGACCCCAGGUGGCAGAAGAAGAAAGAAAAAAAUCCACCUUUGGGAUCAGAUUUAAAUUCCAAUCAGAGGAGGGCCGUCGACUAAACACCAGACUUUGUUCCUGUAGCAGGAGGUUUUGAUUUUUGCUAAAAGGCAAGAGGGCCCUCCUGCAUUCUUAGCAUCAGCUGAGACCAUCCCUAGAAAGAGCUUUGUUGGUUCCGAGAAAUCAGCUAGGAGGAGAUGACAGCAUCUGCGAAUGGGUCAUCCAUGCAGAUCAAUCCGUCCCUUCUCUUGGACCUCAGGGCUUCUCCUUCCAGGGUUCCCUUUCAGUAUGAACCCCCUCAAAUUCUGGCUUCUAUUAUCUUCCAAACCCCUGUUUCAUAUUAGGCAACCAGAGGUAGGAGAGAGAAGGAAACGGGCAAGUUAUUGUACAAAAACUUGCAUCAGAGCAUUGAAUUACAGCAUGGAUGGGUCUUGAGUAGCCCACAGGGGACAAGGACACAUGUGUGGUCCUUCUUCUCAGGCUCAGGAGCUCCUCCAGCUAAGGUGGCCUCUCUGGGCCUCCCUAGAGCCCAAGUUUUUUAUUUCUCUGUUGGGGUUAGGAAAGCAGAGAGGUUUGGGAAAAAUCUAAGAGAAUCUAAGGGGCUUGUUCAGGUAAGCUUUUUGAAACAAAGGAAGUGGGUGGUUUUUGUUGACUUCCUGUUAGAAGGAACAAAACACAAGCUAUAUACUCUUGAGUAAGGUUCUGACUGGUUCCAUCACUACCAUGCUAUGUGAGGUUGAGCAAGCUUUUUGAGUUCUACAGGGAUCAGUUUCCCCAUUUUAAAAAGGAUCAGAUGAUCCCGAGGGUGUCUUCCAGUUCUAAAAUUCUUUUGACCCUCUUCUAAGAGGCAUAGACUGUUGUAAACAGGAAAUAUGUCAUACCUCUUUUCUGAGUAAUUUGUGGUUACUUUUAAUGGCAUAUUUUGGUUCAAAAAGCAGAAAUGGUCAAUGUUUGAAGAACCCAAUAGCCAUAUGCAGUGAUUUUUGUUCCCCUUAAUCAGGUGUGUGCUACUAAUUGUUUAACAACCUACCCUCCCUAAGGGGGAAAGCCUAUACACUUUAUAAGUUUAAUCUACAUUAUUAACAUUUUCUCCAUCACUUCCUUAAGUCUAGGCAAUCAACAAAAUGUUGGCAAGCCCCGAUUUGAAGCUUUUGCUGAUUUCCCAAGGUAUAAAUGCUCAUGCUAACAAUUUAACAAUGAACUAGUUAGAGCUGGCUCCAGCACACCCCUCUUCAUGACAAAAUUGCAGAGAUAAUCAUUUACAUUUGGAGACUGGGAUGCUUUCAGAGCUAAAUUGCCUGAUGCUGCCUUAAAAAUUAUAACAUGAAUUGUUUUGUUUUCCUAAGUCUCUUUUGGACAUACUGCCACCAGAUAACUAAUUCUGGAUUAAAUUAUGUGAUCCUGAAUAUGGCCACAUGAAGCUGGGUACUUUUGGAUCCCAGAUUUUUUUGGAUGCCCAGAUUUAGCCAAUUCAUGGAGCUCCACUGCUCCAUCGUUCAUUGACUCUUUAUGGGCAAAUGUCAAAGAACUCAAAUACCAGAAUUAACAUUAAGAUCUCAGCUUUAUAAUAUGGAAAAACAGUGGGAGGGGGACUACAAUGUCAUUGUAAUAUAUAAUUUGAGUUGCUUGUAAAUGUGAUGUAAUUUAAAAGGAGAAGUGCCUUACAUUCUUUGUUAUUGUCGUAUCUUGGUAUUUAAGUUGGAUUAAAAUUACAGUAUGAGACCAUGCUCCUCCUCCCUGCCAAAAAACCUCAUAGUAUUGUUGACUGAGCAGGGAGAGCCUCAUAGAGAGGAGAAAUCACUCUUCUGGUCAAAAAACGAUUUGAUUUCACUUCUGAGAGCAGUCCUUGAGAGAGCACUGUUUAGGUCUGUAUUGGUGAACCUAUGGCACGCAUGCCAGAGGGGUGCUUCUUCCUUCCCCCUCUCCACAUGCCUGAGAACAUUUCUCACAUGCCCCACCCCUAUACCCAGCAGCCCAAUGGGAGCCCAACCUGUCUGGGGUAAGGGGGAAGCUCACAUGCAACAUGAGGAUGCAGUUUGGGCACUCAGUCUCUAAAAGAUUUGCCAUCACUGGUUUAGGUGAACAAGUUAAGUUUCAGUAAGGUAGCAAGGUUGGGUGAGAAGCUGUAAGGGUGGUUGGAGAGAAUGUGACAUUAGAAUGUGAGUGAGGGUAUGUGAAGAAGUGAUUGUGAAACUGUAGGAAAAGAGGAAAAGUGUGUAUUCUUUUAUUGGUAAGUUAUUCACUGGAGAAUCGACAAGAUUUCUUCUAGUCUUUUCUUUUUUCCUUAAUCUGAUUUUCUGAAAGCAAAUGAGAAAGGCAAGCUGAUGGCCAGAAAGUUGGCCAGAAGCCUUACCUUUGAGGCAACCAUGGCAAACUAGGAACAUGUUCUUGUGGGAGCCAGGGCUGCCUCAUUUGUCCUUCCUCAGAUUCUUAGAACCCAUUCCUUCCCAACUGCCUCUGCUCCAUCUGAUUUCUUUGUCUUGUGCUAAUUCAAAGUGGUUUUGCCUCUAUCUAUUUGUUAAAUGAUAAUGGCCCAAUUUCUUUGUCUUGCAUUGACUCAAAAUGGUUUCAUCUCUGUCUACUUGUUAAAUGAUGAUGGGGAAGGGUUGCCAAGUUGCUACAAAUGAGUGUGAAAAUAGCCAAGAGUCAUUAAUUUGUAGCGAUCGUAUAUGUUUUUAAACAUUUCGAGGUGAGGGUUUGUUGAGCAAUCUUCCCAUAAUGCAACCUUAGGAAACACAGAAUAUUGUUUCACAAAAGCUAGGGUUUGUUGUCUGUGGUAUUCCUCUUCUCCCCUCUCCACCCCAGCCCCAUUUGCUUGUUACUUUUUCAUUUAACAAUAAAUUAUCUGAAAUACA
This is a messenger RNA of Monodelphis domestica (gray short-tailed opossum), 4971 nucleotides long. RefSeq names its product refilin B (gene RFLNB). Gene Ontology annotation, cellular component: actin filament bundle. The record is from RefSeq and is a predicted model, not a curated record. Gene Ontology annotation, biological process: negative regulation of bone mineralization involved in bone maturation; negative regulation of chondrocyte development; actin filament bundle organization. Gene Ontology annotation, molecular function: filamin binding. Lineage: Eukaryota; Metazoa; Chordata; Mammalia; Didelphimorphia; Didelphidae.